AUGGCAGCCUGGAACGCAACCCGAAGAAUCCAAUAUACAUGCUCUGUGAUUGCCACCCUGCCACAAAGGCACUCCACGCAGGCCGAAUUCAACGGCCAGAACUACGUGUACUCGCGCGAAUUCGCGCCCAACGCAUCCCGCUUCGAGGCUAUCCUUUCCACGCUUCUCAGCGCUCACGCCGUCACCUACGCCACAGGCCUAGCAGCUCUGCACGCCGCGCUAGUCCUUCUCAACCCGCGCCGCAUCUCCGUCGGCGAAGGCUACCACGGCAGCCAUGAGGUGAUAGGCGUGCUCUCGCGCCUCACCGGCCUGCAGAAACUACCUCUAGACUGUCCCGCUGACGCGCUCGAAGCGGGAGAUGUGGUUCUGCUUGAGACGCCGGUGAACCCGCUAGGCACUGUGUUCAGCAUCGAGGCGUAUGCCCGCAAGGCACAUGCCCGGGGCGCGUACCUGAUCGUCGAUAGUACUUUUGCCCCGCCGGGGUUGCAGGAUCCGUUCUUGUGGGGUGCGGAUGUCGUGCUCCAUUCGGGCUCCAGGUACUUUGGGGGCCAUAGUGAUAUGCUCUGUGGCGUGCUGGGCGUCAAGCGGGCGGACUGGCAUUGGCAGUUGCUUGAGGAUCGGGCUGCCCUUGGCCAUGUGAUGGGGAAUCUGGAGGGUUGGCUCGGCGUGCGGAGUCUGCGGACGUUGGAAAUCAGGGUGCAGCGGGCGAGUGAGAGUUCGGCCAAGUUGAUUGCGUGGCUCGAUCAAGCGAUGAAGGUCGACUCGCCGGGGUCAGGCAGCGAGGAAGAAACUAUCCAGAACGCUGUGAAGAGGAUAUACCAUGCUAGUCUGCAGGAUGAGCCGUGGGUGAGGCAGCAAAUGCCGAACGGGUUCGGGCCGGUUUUUGCCAUUGUCCUAAAGGAUGAGGAGGCCGCAAAGACGUUGCCGAGCAAACUGUCUUUCUUCCAACAUGCAACCAGUCUGGGAGGUGUUGAAUCGUUGAUUGAGUGGCGAGCUUUGUCUGACUGCAGGGUUGAUCGCAAGCUGCUACGGAUCAGUGUGAGAUUGGAAGACUGGCAGGAUCUGAAGAUGGAUCUACUUCAAGCUUUCACAAGUUUGCAGUAG
Molecule: messenger RNA, 1104 nt
Organism: Aspergillus clavatus NRRL 1
Lineage: Eukaryota; Fungi; Ascomycota; Eurotiomycetes; Eurotiales; Aspergillaceae
Product: putative transsulfuration enzyme family protein
Exons: 2
Coding region: 1-1104 (367 amino acids)
Biological process (GO): transsulfuration
Cellular component (GO): cytoplasm
Molecular function (GO): carbon-sulfur lyase activity; pyridoxal phosphate binding
Source: RefSeq, a predicted model, not a curated record